AUGGCGGGCAAUGAUGAUGUUUGCAAAUUGGCGUAUGAUGGACAACUAGAAAUUUUGAAACAAAAGUUAAGAGACAACAAUGAAUUGGCAACAAAAGUCGACGAGACAAACAGGAUGCCACUGCACUGGGCAGCUUCAGCAGGCCACUUGGGGAUUGUGGAGUAUCUCUUUAAAUACAAUGUUCCAGUAGAUGCUAGGGAUGAGUCAAACUGGACUGCAUUGAUGAUAGCGUCCUCCGCAGGAAGGGACCAGAUUGUCUCCCUUCUGCUUGGAGCUGGGGCUCAGGUUAAUGCUGUUAACCAAACAGGCCAGUGCUCACUCCACUAUGCAGCCUCAAAGAACAGAUACCAGAUAGCCGAGAUGUUGUUGCAGUAUGGGGCUGACCCCAACAUUGCUGACCAAUACCUACAUACGCCCUUACAUAGGGCUGCUUCUAAAGGUCAUGUGAAGCUGACUAAACUCUUACUCCAGUACACAGUAGAUGUGAAUUCCAGGGACUCCGAAAGAAAUACUCCAUUACACUUGGCAUGUGAGGAGGAGAGGACAGAGGUUGCUUUGCUGCUAGUGGGACAUGGUGCACAGAUAGAACUCCUCAAUAAGGAAGAGAAAUCACCUCUUGACUUGGGAAAACCAGGACUUCAGCGAUCACUUCAAAAUGCCAGUCAGUCCUGACAGUUACAUUUUUUCAAAUCAUCAUUUGUGUUCAAACUUGAAUCAGCUCUGGGUAGUGGACAUUUAAAGGACAAAACUAAAACUAUUUUUGACCACAUAGCUGAAUAACAUGGUGUUCUGUCUAGAACAAUGUAUUUAUAACUAGUACAGCCAGGUGCUAAUGCUGACACUUACUGCUAUGUGUAAUUGUUACUGUGAUACAUAAUUGUAUUUACUUAUUGAUCA
Molecule: messenger RNA, 897 nt
Organism: Ylistrum balloti
Lineage: Eukaryota; Metazoa; Mollusca; Bivalvia; Pectinida; Pectinidae
Product: 26S proteasome non-ATPase regulatory subunit 10-like
Exons: 6
Coding region: 1-672 (223 amino acids)
Molecular function (GO): protein binding
Source: RefSeq, a predicted model, not a curated record